Cucurbita maxima (winter squash) is the source of this 741-nucleotide messenger RNA. RefSeq names its product LIM domain-containing protein PLIM2c-like. The coding region runs from base 1 to 630 and encodes 209 amino acids. Gene Ontology annotation, molecular function: actin filament binding. Gene Ontology annotation, biological process: actin filament bundle assembly. NCBI's taxonomy places the organism in Eukaryota, Viridiplantae, Streptophyta, Magnoliopsida, Cucurbitales, Cucurbitaceae. The record is from RefSeq and is a predicted model, not a curated record. Gene Ontology annotation, cellular component: plasma membrane; actin cytoskeleton. The transcript has 5 exons.
AUGUCAUUCACUGGAACAUUGGACAAAUGCAAGGCUUGUGACAAGACUGUUUAUGUGGUUGAGUUGCUUUCUCUUGAAGGCAAUCCUUACCAUAAGUCUUGCUUCAAAUGUAGCCACUGCAAAGGCACUCUUUCCAUGAGUAGUUACUCAUGGAUGGAUGGUGUCCUGUAUUGCAAGCCUCAUUUUGAGCAACUCUUCAAGGAAUCGGGAAAUUUCAGCAAGAAUUUUCAAACUUCCAAGCCUUCCGAGAAGCAAAAUGAUAUGCAAUCGAGGGCUCCUAGCAAACUGUCCUCCAUGUUCUCUGGAACUCAAGACAAAUGCUCGGCCUGCUCGAAGACGGUUUAUCCAUUGGAGAAGGUGACUCUUGAGGGGGAAUGUUACCAUAAGACUUGCUUCAGGUGUGCUCAUGGUGGGUGCAAUUUGACACACUCCUCUUAUGCUGCUCUUGAUGGAGUGUUGUACUGCAAGCAUCAUUUUGCUCAGCUCUUCAUGAUCAAGGGCAACUACAACCAUGUCCUUGAAGCUGCUGCAAACAAGAAGGCCACCACGCCGCCGCCCGAAUCAGCGGAGGAAGAUGAGGCCAAGGGCAACGCCGAAGCUCAGUCCGAGGAAGGGGCUGUAGAAACUUAAAAUGCCUUCAUUCUGCUUCCAUUCACCAGAGUUUGGGAGUCCUUGGCUUUCUUAUUUUUUUGUUGUUGUUUGAGCUAUUUUUUCUCUCUUUUGCUUCCAAAGUUGAUUUGU